CCCGUUGGAGUCUUGUGAAGAUGUCCGACUCCUCUGCAUCCACCCCUGCCCUGCUUACGCCGGAGUCUACGGGAUCUUCAGCACCGUCGUCGACUGCGGAAAUCAAGAAGUCGAGGCGGCAGACAGCGUUCUACCCUAACAUGAACAAGUCCGCGAAACCACAGAAGCCGUUCAGCAGGAGUGCAGCGAAGAGGGAGAGCGUGAUGGCGCUGGGUAGUAUCGAGCAUCUACAGCACUACUUUACGAAAACCGGACUCAGUGCGCAACAAGAGACGGCAGGGAAGCAGAAGAAAGGCCUCGUGCCAGCCAUCGGGGGACUACAGAAUAUUAGCACCCAGGUCGCCAACCAGUUGGGACAUACAGAGCUACCGCCAACGCCUGCUGUACCACAGGUCGAAAGGCCCGCGUUCCCGCCGUAUGUCAAGACAUUCGAGACGAACCCGGAGGCCUUGCGCGCAGGGGUGGUCGACGACCUCAUCUCUGUCGCGCACGCAUGGGAGCUAGAUGACGGACCUCCCGCCCAGCACACCGAUCUGGCUCUACUCGGCGUAAAAGGAGAGCCUACCGGCAACGUGGACGUGCUCAACCUGCUCAAGAUCAGCACACACGCCGUCCGGUCAGUCAGGAAUUAUCUGAUAUCGCUCCCGGACGACUCAAUCGUGCGGAUACGCGACGACUUCCGCCCCAAAGUCACCCCGAGUAAGCCCAUCGUCAAGCGGCAGGCCUCGCCCGGUAACAUGCAGUCGGACCCCCUCAUGAUGAUCCGCCGAGCCGCACUGGAGGUGCUCACCGUUCUGCGCGAGCUCGAGGAGAAGUCGCGGCUGCCACUGUCGGACGAUGCGUACGAUGCGCAGAGCGAUCACGGCUCGUCCUCGCACGACGCGGGCUCGCACUCGCGCGUGGCGUCGCCGAGCAAUCUGGCGGAGGACACGGACCAUGAGGACGCCGAGCCUGCCAUCGCGUUCUCGCUCGUCAAGGUGCGUGGCCGGGACGAGUCCAUCCCGGUAUGGGAAGAUGACACCGUGGAUAUGAAUGACAUGAGCGCGGAGGAGAUGGAGAAACGCGAGCGCUGGGACGAGAGGCUCGUGCUCGGCGGUGGGUGGCUGUACAAGCAGGAUAUUCGUAUGGAGAAUCUAAGGAAGGAGAAGGAAGCGAUGCAGCGGUACCUGGAUCUGGUCGACGACGUGCUAUUUGGCGGGCGAAAGAAUGGGCGGAGGGGCUGGGAGCGCGAGCGGGCGUCGAAGAGCAAAGGUAGGAGGGUCAGCGCGGGUGACGUCGAAGGAUACAUGGACUCGUGGUCGCGGAGGUCGUCGCGCCGAGUGGUAUCUGCGGGCAUGAUUGACCAGAUGCGGGAUUUGACUUUGAGUGAAGAACCCGAACAGAUGGAGUCACUCGCAGAAGAGGAAGAGGGAGAAAGCGUGGAUGAAGAUGAGUUACCAGAGUGGGCGAAGCGUAGUGCGUUUGAGAAUGAUCCACUGGGUCGCGCACAUGCCGUGUUAUCGGAAUUACUGCCUGAACACUUACGCUCGAAACUACCACCAGCCCCACCAGACCGGUCUGCACUUCUUCUGGCUCUGUCAUCAGGGCAGCUGUUGUGUGUCUCAUACAACGCCGGUGUCCGCCGGUCUCGGAAACCCUGGGGAUUCAUCAAUAAAGACGAAAUCCACGAUAUAUUGGCUAUGGAGCAGGGUCUGACCGCUGAGGAGAAGGCAGAGAGGAACAGGACUGGCUGGACGUACCGGCGCCUGGAUAACCUACGGCUGUGGUCCGGAGGUCUCAAGUUACGCUACUCUUUACCCAUCCAUAUCCUCCCCAAGCCGGGCGUACCACUGAAUCUGAACGUUACUCCGACACCAUCGCCACAACCCUCGCCUGGAUUGAAGACCAAAUUCUCGUCGGCUGAGCUACCGUUCACUUUCGACACGAGAACGAUCGCGCGGAAAGACAAUGGUUGGGAGGAGAUGCUCGAGACAGCUGUGGUCAAAUGGGCCAACGCUGUCGCAGAGGAACAGAGAGGUGAACGUUAAGGUCUGUCGAGACGGAAGAGAUGUACAAGGGCGGAAUCACUAAAUAAUAUUAUAGUUAUCUAUGCUACCGACAGUGUCUCUGAUACCAUGC
Messenger RNA from Gloeophyllum trabeum ATCC 11539, 2118 nucleotides. RefSeq lists its product as uncharacterized. The record is from RefSeq and is a predicted model, not a curated record. The transcript has 4 exons. NCBI's taxonomy places the organism in Eukaryota, Fungi, Basidiomycota, Agaricomycetes, Gloeophyllales, Gloeophyllaceae. Bases 21 to 2027 code for a protein of 668 amino acids.